UACAUUGUUUACCAGAAAGUGAAAAUAUCUGAAAAAAAAUAAGUUGAUAUCUUGCAAGUAUUAUUUCAUAGUAAAAAUUCAUUUCAAUCUUCUUAUUUAAGCAAUAUAGAGUGGUGUGGUAUUAGUUUGUGCUUUUCCUGGAAUUAAAAUUCAGAAAUGCCGCCUACCUGCCCUUGUAUUCUUAUGCUGUUUAUGUACUCCCUCUGUACUAUGGCGCAACCUCUGACAGUCGAGCAAGUUGCCAUUCUCUCCAAGGCGCUUGAUUCUGAAUUGCCGAUUUCUAAUGAAAUUCAUUCAAUUUAUGAUGAUAUAACUGAGAACGACAAAGAGGACUUGUUCAUCAACAAGCACCGUUUACUAGAGCGCUUAAAAGAGCUAUCUCGCGAACCUGCAUAUGAAGCUGAGCAACCUGCUGCAGUAGUGCCCGUUAGAGACAACACGCUGCAUCGUGAAAGCCGGAGACAACAAGGGCCUUAUAUGACUCUAUGUCACUUCAAAAUUUGUAACAUGGGAAAGAAACGGUCGCAACACUAUCCCCAGUAA
Ctenocephalides felis (cat flea) is the source of this 543-nucleotide messenger RNA. RefSeq lists its product as uncharacterized. The record is from RefSeq and is a predicted model, not a curated record. The coding region runs from base 157 to 543 and encodes 128 amino acids. The transcript is spliced from 4 exons. Lineage: Eukaryota; Metazoa; Arthropoda; Insecta; Siphonaptera; Pulicidae.